This is a messenger RNA of Salvia hispanica, 1201 nucleotides long. NCBI's taxonomy places the organism in Eukaryota, Viridiplantae, Streptophyta, Magnoliopsida, Lamiales, Lamiaceae. The record is from RefSeq and is a predicted model, not a curated record.
UAACUUUUUUGUCAAGUUGUUAUCUCUCCCCUCAACCCCAAACCCCACACAAUAAAAACCCCCAACUUUAACCAAUCUCCUAAAUCACCCCGUGCCAAUCCCAAAUCAUCAAAAUCAAGAUCCCAUUCCCAAUUCCCCCCUUAUUUAACAACCCUAACCCCCAAAAAUUGCCUCACACUACCAAUGGAUAUAGACUUGACCCCAACUCCCACUCCCACCUCCACCAACGACACCGAAAUCGACACGCCGCCGCACACCACCAACGGCGCCAAGCGCCGCCACCCGCCGCCGCCCCCCGUCGCCGUCGCCUACAAAGAAUGCAUGAAGAACCAUGCAGCCGGCAUCGGCGGCCACGCGGUGGACGGCUGCGGCGAGUUCAUGCCCCCGCCCCCGUCCACCGCCGCAGUGGCCCCCGCCGCGCUCACAUGCGCCGCGUGCGGCUGCCACCGCAACUUCCACCGCCGCGACCCCGAGUCCCCCACCUCCGCCGCCAUAACCCCGCCCUUCCUAGACUUCCGCCACCCUCCCCUCCCCAAGCGCUUCUCCCUCUCGCCGUCGCCGCCGCCGCCUCCGCCGGCGGCCGCCCAUCCGCAUGUUUUUUUCGGGUUCUCCGCCGCCGACGACCACCACCCGGCGCCGGUGACCCCCACCGUGGAAAAUCCGAUCGGCCGGAAGCGAUUCCGGACGAAAUUCAGCCAAAUUCAGAAGGAAAAAAUGCGUUCCUUUUCGGUGAAAUUAGGCUGGAAAAUGCAGAAAUCCGACGAUGCGGCGGUGAAGGAAUUCUGCAACGAAAUCGGAGUUUCGAAAGGAGUGCUGAAGGUGUGGAUGCACAAUAAUAAAAACAUAUGCAGGAGGGAAUCGAGCAGCGGCGGCGGCGUUAACAAUGAGAGUGUGAUGAGCUACGAGCACAGCGGCAGCGGCGGGAGCGGAGGAGAGGAACGGAAGAGGGAGGAUAAUAACGGUAACGGUAAUAAUUUCGUUGAGAAUGGAAACGGAGUCCAUCAUUUCGAUGGCUCGUCGUCUUCGCCGGCGUGAUGUAACAUUUUUAGGGAGAUUAAUUAAUUAAUUAAUGGUGCUUAAUUGUUUGUUCGCUUCCUGGUGAUUAACGGUAAUUAGUUAACCGCUGAUCCAAAGCUGGAAAUGGAAUAGAUUAUUACUCCUAAUUAGCAGUUAAUAAAGGGUUAGUGAUUAUUACUCCUAA